UAUGUCAAAUACUACUCCUGUUUAUUGCAAGAGGCAUUGUUUGUGCUUUUAAAAAGUGUUGAAUUGCAAAGUGUGAGUUUGCAAAUACAAUGUGUUAUUUACCCACGAACAAGUUCAAAUGAUUGUGACGUGAAGAGGAGGCACGCUUGCCAGGUGUGUUUACACUGGACAUCACAACCUUAUACGUGUGAAGCAGGGCAUAUUCAACGGACGAGAGAGUAUUCGUCUUAACACCGAACCGAACUGUUCUUCCUUUUCCAAUGGACGAAGGCAUAUCGUUUAAGUGCAAGAGUAGGGGAUUGGGACUAAGAUCAAACCCUGUGAAUCCUCUUGCUCAAGUAGCAAAGAUUUGGAGUAAUGAGUGGAAGAAGAGCUGCUUCCGUCCCUGGAAGAGGUGAUGGAGAUCAACAGCAUCCUCCAGAACAUGAAGGACGUCGUAGCUGCGUUUAAGCAGGAGGUGAUUCGGAGGCAGCUCGACAUCUGCCUGCUGGAGAAGCGAUGUUGCGUCCGGGCAGUGGAGUCGGAGUACUUCUUCGAAGAGGGCUUUUUAAAAUUUUACCUUAAGGCUAGUUCAGAAAUAUAUGUUUGUUAUUGUGAUUUGAAUGACAUUAGCUCUGUCACUUAA
Gryllus bimaculatus (two-spotted cricket) is the source of this 625-nucleotide messenger RNA. Lineage: Eukaryota; Metazoa; Arthropoda; Insecta; Orthoptera; Gryllidae. The record is from the annotation of a GenBank genome assembly.